CCCGGCCUCCUGCCUGGGGCGGGCUUGGUAGGCCAGGUCUCUUCCUCCUCCUCGCUGGGCUCCUGCUCCUCUGCCGACUCCCCCUUUGCCUCCACUGGUCUGGGCUGAACUUCGGGGUCAGGGGAGAAGCUGAAGCGGUGCUGGCGGCGGGCAUCGCUUGAAGAGAAACUAGUCGCGGGAAGGGGGGACGGCUGCAGCGGCGGAGGCUGGGCAAGAUUAUAUGUUCAAAAAAUUGAUAAGCAUAUGAAAAGAUGGUUAGAUCAAGAUCAAGAUCACCGCGAUGGAAACGAAGGUCUCUAUCACCUGCCUUCAGGAAUCAGGAAUACAGCAGACAAAGGCACAAUCACUUUAGUUAUGACUGUGAAUACAAGGGUUACCGGAAAGAUCCAAAGAAGCCUAUGCCAUGGAGAAUGGAAGAUGGGAAACAUGGACAGGUUAAUUCUAGAUACAUGCCACAUGAAACCAACCACCAUCGAGUUUAUGAAUGUCAGUCACUUUCACCAACUCUGAAAAGAAUUCCUUCAGAAGAUGCACAUAGUCAUAAACCUUGUAGAACACAUUCAUCAGAACGGAAUGAAAAUAUCAGAAGAUGCCAGUUUCCUUCCAGAUAUUCAGAAAUGUCUCGCAAAGAGCAUAAUCAAUCCUUUUAUCCUACCAAAGUACGAGAGAGAGAAAUGCAUGAAGAUACUCGAGCUGCUGGAAGUACAAAAGGAAUGGCAGCUUUUCAUAAACCAUUAGGGACUCCUUGUAAGUUUGAAAGGAAAUGGAAUGAAAAUGACUUAAGGCACCAGCAGUUACAAGAAGAAAAGUAUACUCAAUCACCUCGAAGAUUUUCUGGUGAAUAUAUGCCAAGGAGUUCUUUGCAGAAGAGGUUUCCUGAAGAUCGUGAUUACAGGGAAUAUGGGCACACAUCUAAAAAGGCUAAAGAAAUGGAGAGAUAUGAUGACAGAGAAAUAACAAGCAAUUUGAAAAGGAAGCAAGAUCAUUCUUCUUCACCAAACCAUGAGAAGGGAGGACAACGAAAACUCGGUCCAUCUCAUCGAUCUGUUGAAAAGGUGUACCAAGACAAGUGUAAAAUGAAGCUGACUUACGAUUAUACCAACAAACAUCAUAGACACCCAGAGGGAGGAAAAUAUGUUUCUGAUGACAAAGAAGAAAAAUAUGUCAAAUUGGAAGACACUAAAUAUAACUAUCCUAAAGCAGCAUGGAAUAGCAAAAAUUCAGAGUACUAUAACAAUGAAAGAGUGAGCCAUACAGAACAAUCUCAUACUGAAGCCUCUGUUAAAUAUUUUUCAGAGAAGGGGUACCAUUCCUCUGCUAAAUCUUACAAAAAUGAUACUGGUCUGAUACCCUUUGAUCAAAAAGCAAAGGUUAGAAUAAAGAAGGAAGGGGAUCUUAAGGGACAGAGAGAUAUUACCAGUGGUCAGCAUGACAACCAUCAUAAAGUUUCAGAUGUGAAGGUUUCAGAUGCCCACAAUAGGAAGGAAAGGCUUACAGUCAAAGUGGAUAUGAAGAAAAUAAAUAAAUACAGGGCUGCUUCUGACCACACCUUGGAAAGGCAGAUGUCGUGUGAUUUAGUGGCUGUGGGUAGAAAAACUGAAAAUUUCCAUCCAGUAUUUGAACAUAUAAAAUCUGUGACACAGAAGGUAGAACAUAAUCCUUCAAACGAAUUUACUCAGGAAAUCAUCACAAUUAUCCAUCAAGUUAAAGCAAACUAUUUUAAGUCUUCUGACUUGACUUUACAUGACCGUUUCUCAAAAAUACAAGAUAAGCCAAUUACCAAAGAAAUUAAAAUACAUUCAGAUCCAGAGAUCCACAGGAGAAUUGAUAUUUCUUUGGCAGAGCUUCAGAAUAAACGAGCUGUUCCAGGUGAAUCAGGGCAGAGUGUUGUGCGAGUUCUAGAAGAUCCAAAUGAUCUAAGACAUGACAUAGAGAGAAGAAGGAAAGAGAGACUGCAGAGUGAAGAUGAAAACACAUUUUAUGUUGAUGGGAUAUCACAAAGGGAUGAACAGAGUUGUAGUUUUCCAAAACCACGAAACUUUUACUCCUAUGGAUUCCAGAAAUCUGCACGAUUCCUAAGGCCACCUUGGAGGAAGUUUAUUGGGAAAAAUCACAUGAAUUAUUAUACAUCAAGAACACAUAAUUCUUCCCAUGACCAGUUUGAAUGUGAUAUUGAACAUUCUGAAGCACCUAGAAGACCCCUUAAGUUCAAUUUUACAGAUCAUCGAUCCUACUUCAAAUCAAAUUUGGUACAAAAGGGUUUAUAUAUACAGGCUAAAUAUCAGCGGCUACGUUAUACUGGAACAAGAGGAUUUACCACCAACAAAUUUAGAGGAAUGUAUUACAGAAAACAAAAGGACAUGGAAAUCUGAACUGUUACCUGUGGCAGUUAUGAUAAUCGCUGCAUAUGUUUGUAUGACAGCUCUGUCAUGAAUUAAAAUGGAAAAAGCAAAACUAAUACUUUUAUUGAUAAAGAUUUUAUUUUUCAGUAGUAGAAUGCUGCAGAACUUUUCUACCAUUUUAAUAAUGGCUUUUCAAAUACAGUAUUCAAUUGAACAUUGUAGGAUUGUACCAUUUAGUUCUUCUUCCAGGCCGGUCUGAAGAAAAAAACUGAAUGGACUCUUUAUUUAUUGAAUACCUUUUUUCCUGUAAGCAUGGUUUUACUACUAGGACUUGAGUUGUUAUACACAGAAGUUUAUAUGUUGAAAAUUUAUUGCUUCUAUAAUAAAAAACCAACGAAAAAGUGCCUA
Molecule: messenger RNA, 2750 nt
Organism: Sphaerodactylus townsendi
Lineage: Eukaryota; Metazoa; Chordata; Lepidosauria; Squamata; Sphaerodactylidae
Gene: BCLAF3
Product: BCLAF1 and THRAP3 family member 3
Exons: 12
Coding region: 252-2372 (706 amino acids)
Biological process (GO): positive regulation of transcription by RNA polymerase II
Cellular component (GO): mediator complex
Molecular function (GO): DNA binding; transcription coregulator activity
Source: RefSeq, a predicted model, not a curated record